Solanum dulcamara is the source of this 870-nucleotide messenger RNA. RefSeq lists its product as uncharacterized. The record is from RefSeq and is a predicted model, not a curated record. The transcript is spliced from 2 exons. NCBI's taxonomy places the organism in Eukaryota, Viridiplantae, Streptophyta, Magnoliopsida, Solanales, Solanaceae. The coding region runs from base 105 to 632 and encodes 175 amino acids.
UAAAUUACAUGUAGUUAUAAUAAGGAAAACAAUUGUCUAUUACAAAGGAAUUCUCUCUCGAUGCAUGCUAGCCUGAUUCAGCUAAUGUGCACACACUUAUCGAAAUGGCGAGGGGAAGGAAGAUGAUGGAAGUACUGAAGAUGGUGGUGAAUCCUAAAGGUGUGGAGAGCAUAUAUCUGGAAACACAAGUAGGAAGUGAAGAGACACAGGGUAAGGAAUCAAUGGAACAGUGGCCUCCCUUUGCUUUGAAGGAGGUCACCCCUAGAACUAAUGAGAUAAUGCAGCUAACACUCUGCUCAGUGAGUAAAUCUCAAGAUGGAACGAGCAAAAAUCAAACUAUGGAGAUCAUAGAAAAAAGUUCACGAGGAACAACACAGAGAAAAUUAGAGAUGAAUAAGGAACCAGAGAAAAAAUGGGCAAUUUUUUUUAACUCGAACCGAUUUUCAGCUAAAGGAAUGAGUCUAAGCAAUGUUAAUUUAGAAAUGAAAAAUGGGAAAAAGGUCAUAGAGCUAAAGAAGGAUGAAGUAGACAAGGCUACAAAGGAAUGGAAACAAGCCCUCAUCCUUUAUGUGGUAAGGGAAUCUCCUACAAUUGCUGCAAUUGAAAGGAGGGGGAAGAAGCUGAGAAGCUGAUGCUUAUACAUGCCUAUUCAAGAUGAUUGUUUACACUAAUGAAGGUAUUACUUUACAAACUCUGAAAGUACUAAAAUGAGAUGUGUGGCGAUUUAGUGUUCAAGUACUUUGUAAUAUAACUAUAAAAAUUAGAUAUGCAUAUCAAAAUAUUAUUACCCAUCUAACUUUCCGAAGUCUACUUUGAAUACAAUGUGUUGUAUUUUAGAAGUCAAAACCAUAAGGUGAUAUAUUUGAUAAA